AUGCUGCGCUACACAACACUGGCCAUUACCGCCGCCCUCGCCACAACAUGCACCACCUACGCUGCCGCCACGGCGCCUGAAGGUGACACCACUGGCACCGGCAUCUUCUUUUACAUCCCCAACCAAGGCGUUCCCGGGUCAGCAACGCUGCUCACCGCGCGGCAGCAAGGCGGCAGCACCGGCGGCCCUGACAUCUGCACCGGCGGCCAGGUCGCCUGCGACUCCUCGUGCAUCGACGCUGGCUUCGAGUGCUGCCACGUCGGCCAAGGCCAAGCCUGCCAGGAGGGCUACAGCUGCUACAGCCAGGGCUGCUGCCGCCACGGCAAGACGUGCAGCGGCCCGCCGCGCGGCUGCACCUCCACCACCAAGGUGUGCGACGUCGGCUGCAUCCCGCGCGACCGCGUCUGCUGCGGCCUCGGCGACGGCUCCUCGUGCGACCCCGGCACCGUCUGCCUCGCCUCCGGCCUCUGCGGCACCCCGGCCAGCAGCGGCUCCGCUUCCUCCUCUGUAGGAGGGCAGGAUCAGACACCAACGUCGACGGCGUCGUCGUCCGGUGUAAGCAGCACCUCGCGGAGGACACUUCCCGCGUCGGCCAUUGGCGAGAGCGUCACGCUCUCUGCGGAGGCCAGCAGCAGCGCCAGGACGACGGCGGCGGCGGGGAGCCCGGGCGGCCCGUCCUCGGUCGGCGCUUCUGCCUCCGACAAGUCAAAACCAACGACUGAAAGCUCGGCCAGCUCUGAUAAGGGCGCGGCUGGUGCGACACUCGAGGCGCCGGCCGUCCUGGCAGGACUCCUUGCGUUGGCGGCGUACUUUAUCUGA
This is a messenger RNA of Cordyceps fumosorosea ARSEF 2679, 819 nucleotides long. RefSeq lists its product as hypothetical. Lineage: Eukaryota; Fungi; Ascomycota; Sordariomycetes; Hypocreales; Cordycipitaceae. The transcript has a single exon. Bases 1 to 819 code for a protein of 272 amino acids. The record is from RefSeq and is a predicted model, not a curated record.